Pelmatolapia mariae (spotted tilapia) is the source of this 1810-nucleotide messenger RNA. RefSeq lists its product as uncharacterized. Gene Ontology annotation, molecular function: nucleic acid binding. The coding region runs from base 11 to 1108 and encodes 365 amino acids. The record is from RefSeq and is a predicted model, not a curated record. Gene Ontology annotation, biological process: DNA integration. The transcript is spliced from 8 exons. NCBI's taxonomy places the organism in Eukaryota, Metazoa, Chordata, Actinopteri, Cichliformes, Cichlidae.
GUCACGGAGGAUGGCGGACUGGUGUGAACUUCAGUCAAUUCUGCUCAUUUUAGCAGAUCAGAUAGAGAGGGAUCAUUUACCUGUAGAUACUGUUUUGAGUCGUUUAGAUGAUGUUUCUGAAAUGCUUGGGAUGAUAAUUGCUCUUCAAGAUGUUAGCAUCGAUGACAACACUGUGGAAAGUUUAAGAUCAAUUCAGCACCGUGUUCGUUUGGAAUACGCCGAGGAAGAACUGUCUUCAAAUGUUGGUCGUCCACGUCUUGAAAUCCCGGCUGCAGCACUCAGGACUUUAGUGCUGUCCGGGAUAACCAUCGGGGUAAUUGCCGAUAUGUUUUCUGUGUCUCCGAGCACAAUUAGGAGGAGAAUGACGGAGGAAGGUCUAAGAAAAUCUGAUAGGUAUUCUUCUAUUGGAGAUGAAGACUUGGAUGCAAAAGUGCUGGACAUUCAGCGUCAUCACCCAAAUGCCGGCUGCAGAAUGAUGAUGGGACAUCUACGAUCCAGAGGCAUACACAUUCAAAGAUUUCGACUGAUGAAUUCAAUGAGGCGAGUCAAUCCAGAAGGGGUCAUGAUGCGACGGUUAUCUAUUCAGACUGCAAGGCGUCGUCAGUACAGUGUACCAGCACCAAAUCACCUUUGGCAUAUCGAUGGAAAUCAUAAACUAAUUCGAUGGAGAUUUGUUGUCCAUGGUGGGAUAGAUGGUUUUUCUAGGUUAAUUGUCUACCUUAAAGCUGCCACCAACAACAAAGCUACAACAGUUUUUGAUGGUUUCUUGUCAGCAAUCAGACAGUAUGGCAUACCGUCACGAGUCCGGUCAGACAAAGGGGGGGAAAAUGUGAAGGUUGCACAUUUCAUGGUGCAGACAAUGGGGGAGAACAGGAACUCUCACAUUACAGGCAGAAGUGUUCACAACCAGCGCAUUGAGCGCCUGUGGAGGGAUGUAUAUGAAAACGUCCUUGACCUUUUCUACACAAUCUUCACCCAGCUGGAGAUUCAAGGACUGCUCAACCCUGGAAGCAUGGAAUCAGCACGGACUCAGAACAGCAAACAACCAUUCACCUCUGCAACUCUGGCUGCUGCACAGGAAAGAGGGACAAGAUUUGUCACAGGUUGAUGAGGAUUAUGGUGUGGACUGGACAGGACCACAUAAUCACCGCCCAUCAAAUGAGAUCACCAUUCCUGAGAUUCAGCACCCACGUGCACUGAAUGAACGAGAGCUUGCUGUGCUACCAAACAACAACGUUUCACUCAGUCAAGCUUUGGAUGCCUACUGUGAAACUGUUCAGUCACUCAAACUUAUGUUUGAUACCACACCUUAACUCUUCAAAGUAAGCAGGUGCAAUAUGUUCACAUCCUUUUUCUUGCAUAAACAUACUUCAAAAUCACUUGUAGAAAGACGCUAUCACAUUUAAUCAGUUUCUAUGUCAGGAGGAUUUUUUUUUAUGUUUCUACAUCUAUGGCUUUGUAGCUAAUACUGACUCAAAACAGCAUGACCAAUUUCAUUUUCAACAAAACAAAACAGUGAGUGGCUAUAAAACAGUUUUUUAUUUUUUUUACACAGAUGUCACUUUAAUGAUGUUCAUGUCUUGGAUGUACAGUACAUAUCAACUCUGAGCAGAUUUAAUAAAAUGCACACAGAACAGUAGUGUAACAUCUUAAUGCAAAUAAUUUUUCCUACAAAUUUUUUUGUACCAGUAGCGAGUAUAAACUAAACAUACUGUGUAAUUUAUAAUGUACAGUGAACAACUGAUUUUGUUUUCUGAACUUUUUGUCAGUUUAUAUUUAAAAAAAAAAAAAAAGCCAUAAAUGCUCACCU